Molecule: messenger RNA, 1824 nt
Organism: Zea mays
Lineage: Eukaryota; Viridiplantae; Streptophyta; Magnoliopsida; Poales; Poaceae
Product: ATP synthase subunit a, chloroplastic-like
Exons: 1
Coding region: 61-804 (247 amino acids)
Biological process (GO): proton motive force-driven ATP synthesis
Molecular function (GO): proton transmembrane transporter activity
Source: RefSeq, a predicted model, not a curated record
AAGAGAUGCUUGAAUCAAAAGAAUUCCUUUUUUGAAGUUCAAUUUUUAUCAGAGGACAAUAUGAAUAUUACACCAUGUUCCAUUAAAACACUCAAGGGGUUAUAUGAUAUAUCGGGUGUAGAAGUAGGGCAACACUUCUAUUGGCAAAUAGGAGGUUUCCAAAUUCAUGCCCAAGUACUCAUCACUUCUUGGGUCGUAAUUACUAUUUUGCUAGGUUCAGUUAUCAUAGCUGUUCGGAAUCCACAAACCAUCCCGACCGAUGGUCAGAAUUUCUUCGAAUAUGUCCUUGAGUUUAUUCGAGACUUGAGCAAAACUCAGAUUGGAGAAGAAUAUGGUCCCUGGGUUCCCUUUAUUGGAACUAUGUUCCUUUUUAUUUUUGUUUCGAAUUGGUCAGGUGCUCUUUUACCUUGGAAAAUUAUAGAGUUACCCCAUGGGGAAUUAGCAGCGCCCACGAAUGAUAUAAAUACUACUGUUGCUUUAGCUUUACUAACAUCAGCGGCAUAUUUUUAUGCGGGUCUUAGCAAAAAAGGAUUGAGUUAUUUCGAAAAAUAUAUUAAACCAACCCCAAUCCUUUUACCUAUUAACAUCCUAGAAGAUUUCACAAAACCAUUAUCACUUAGUUUUCGACUUUUCGGAAAUAUAUUGGCGGAUGAAUUAGUCGUUGUUGUUCUUGUUUCUUUAGUCCCCUUAGUAGUCCCUAUACCGGUCAUGUUUCUUGGAUUAUUUACAAGCGGUAUUCAAGCUCUUAUUUUUGCAACGUUAGCCGCAGCCUAUAUAGGUGAAUCCAUGGAAGGUCAUCAUUGAAUUAACUAGUUUUUGAAAUAGUCUUUCUUUUUUUAGCUUAGCCCAAUUCAUGCAUGAUUCCGGAUAAUCCUCUUAGUUGGAAAACUAAAUAGUUCGAAAGGCGUAUGAAUAUACAACCUAGAGUUGUAGGAGAGAGAAUAGACUAUAUUAUGGAAGAGGUAAAGUAUAUAUGCAUUCAGGGGGCCAAGUCAGGUUAGAUCUAUAUCUUUAAUGCCUAUAAGACAGUCAUCUUUUGUGUGGCUUUCUAAAGAAUGAUUUUAGAAUCGGAUUCAAUAGAAAAUGAGAAAAUAGGCAAACAAAAUAGAAGAAACAAAUGUAUAUGGGAUUUUUUUUAUUCCUAAGUUAGAUUCAUUAUCUAAUCCGAUAUAUAGAAUUCCCUUCUAUAUGGAACUGGAUUCCAUAUCUAGUUCUAUGCAGCAUAUUGUUAUCAAUUGUAUAUCUUGAUUUGAUUCCUAUUGGAUUUGGAUUAGUUCGAUUUCAAUAGGGGUUCUUCCUGUAUUUCGUCUUUUAUUAUGUUAGAUGAAGGGGAAAAAAUGGGAACUCAAAGAUAUCGAAGAGUAAAAAAAAGGAUGGAAUAAAAGAGUGAUUGGUUGAAAAGAAAGAGAAAUAGAAUAAUGAGAAUCAUAUGGAUUUACACAAACCUCUAAUGAUUAGAAACUAAAAACGAGAUCUCGAAGUAAUUCGAACGAUUUCGAUUAUCAUUUAUUUGUACUUAUUAGUUACUUCUACCCGAUAGAGCUUAGAAGUUGGAAGUAAUAAUUUCUUGGUUGAUUGUAUCCUUAACCAUUUCUUUUUUUUUGACACGAGGAACUCAUCAUGAAUCCACUAAUUGCUGCUGCUUCCGUUAUUGCUGCUGGAUUGGCCGUAGGGCUUGCUUCUAUUGGGCCCGGAGUUGGUCAAGGUACUGCUGCAGGACAAGCUGUAGAAGGUAUUGCGAGACAGCCAGAAGCAGAAGGUAAAAUAAGAGGUACUUUAUUGCUUAGUCUAGCUUUUAUGGAAGCUUUAACAAUUUAUGGACUG